CCCGCCCGCCGCCGCCGCUACCGCCGCGCUCCGGGCCCGGCGCCCUUCUCUUUCCUUCCCUUUACGCUCCGCUCCGGCCUGAAGCGGACGCAGCGAUGGCUCCGGCCGCUGACCGGGAAGGUUAUUGGGGCUCGCCGACCUCCACCUUGGAUUGGUGCGAGGAGAACUACGCCGUCUCCUACUACAUCGCCGAGUUCUGGAACACAGUGAGUAACCUGAUUUUCAUUGUACCUCCAAUCUGUGGUGCGAUUCAGACCCAUAAAGAUGGCCUUGAAAAACGCUAUUUAGCUGCAUAUUUGUGUCUUACAGCUGUGGGAUUGGGAUCUUGGUGCUUCCACAUGACCCUGAAGUAUGAAAUGCAGCUGUUGGAUGAGCUGCCUAUGAUAUACAGUUGUUGUGUGUUUGUCUACUGCCUGUAUGAAUGUUUCAAGUACAAGAACACAGUCAAUUAUCCACUGCUUUUCUUGUUAAUAACAUACAGCUUCGUUGUCAGCAUAGUUUACUUAAAUUUGAAAGAGCCUGUAUUCCAUCAGAUCAUGUAUGGAACGCUAGUUUCCAUUAUAGUUCUACGAUCUGUUUAUAUAGUAUUAUGGGUAUACCCGUGGCUUAGAGGUCUAGGCUAUACAUCUUUAACUGUAUUUUUAAUGGGAUUUUUUCUCUGGAAUGUGGACAACAUUUUCUGUGAUAAACUGAGAGCACUACGAGAGAAGAUGCCUCCUGUUGUGGGAGCUGUGACACAGUUUCAUGCAUGGUGGCAUAUUCUCACAGGCCUGGGCUCUUACCUUCAUAUCCUGCUAAGUUUAUACACAAGGACACUUUUCCUGAAACACAGGCCAAAGGUGAAGUUUAUCUUUGGAAUCUGGCCUGUUCUUCUUGUGGAGCCACCCAAGAAGCUUUGCUGAGACCCAGGCAGUCUCCUGCCAUCACCUAGCCUGGCUGAAUAAAGAGAUUCAACAGUUCCUAUGGCUGAAGUGUCAAAACUUAUGGAUCAAUACAACUACCAUUGCUACAAAAGGACUUCUCUGUGUUCCCAGGCCAGCACAGAGCAAAGAGUUGGCACACUAGGGAAAUAGUGUUUAGUACAGCUUUAUUCUAAGUUGUUAAAACAAAGAUUAAGACACAAAUAUUUUUAUGUAUAUAUUGUAUAGCUGAUGAUACUGAGCUAAUAUUUCGUGCUGGUCACAGAAAACUAACCAUUUUUGAAGUGGAAUUGCAGAUGUUUUUCAUUCAGUUGUUCUUUCUGUGGUUGAAACUAAUAUUAGUAACUGAAUGACAAAAGCAGGCCAUUGAUGGCCAAGCUAAGCAUUUGUGUGGCCUAUAGUGAACUGAAUGCUUAACCUGAACUACUUUAAUCUUGCACUUUUAUACAACUAAUGAAGUAUGUAACGAUUGAUUUAGGGCUUUAUUCUAUCCUGCUUUUCCACAGCCUCCUUUGCCAUUUAUAUUUGAAGCAAAACGGUUGGGAUACCUGUGCCAUUUAAUUCCUUUUGUACCAAGCUUCCAUUAUCUCUUUAGUCCUUAAAUACUGGUCUGACUUUCAGAAGCCUCUUCUUACUCAGACAUAUUGAAGAGAUAGUAAAGAACAAGGUUGAGGUAUAAAAUUGGCAGCACUUUGCUUCCUCUUCAUCUGUCCAUCACACAGUUACUCUGUGGAAAGUUGACCACCUUUUGGAGACCAAGCUUUGGGGAUUAAUGGGUGGGACAAACCCUCUGGUUUGUGCCAUUUAAUCUACCCAGAUGAUGAAAAUUAAUAAGAAAGCAUAAAGAAAACAUUGAACUAACACAGUUCUUCCAAAUAUUAUACCUGAUAUUGGAGGCUGUGGGUUCGACUUUUCAGAUCUUGGGACAACCAUCCUACAGAGUCUAUCUCUGGGCCUGCUUGCUGCCAUGCUAUGCAAUUUUUGUCUGCUUUUGAUGCUCAGAGGGAUUUAUCCUUCUUGCCAUGAAGGGAAAAAAAGAGAAAUGCUCAGACUGAUUGGAAAUCCUAUUCUGUAUUGAUUUAAAUCAUGCCCAAAGCAGCAAGGCAUGGUAUUAUAGCUACAUCUGGCUCCCAGAUCACAAAGUCCUGGCUAUUGUACAAUCAGUGCUGACUGAAAUGGUCUCCUCCAUCAAUAUCUCCCCCUUUAAUCCCUUUUUUUUCCCUGUUUGCAGCUCAGCUGCAUCUUCUGUGUCCAUCAGUAGUGCUCCCACUGAUGUGAAUCUCCACCAAAUAAAAUCACUACUUUUGUUACGUGACCGACCCUGGACUCUUGGGAUCAAACAGACCCAAACACAGGUCUAGAAAAAGAUAUUUAAUCUUGAGUAACUUCAGUGAGGUUUAAGCACGUGCUGAGAGGAGCACAUUUCAACCUAGAAAACACUACAAAGACUCCUGAAGGAUAAUGCUAGAACAGAUUUGUUGUCAGUAGGUUCCAGUUCCAUAGCCAAGGUCAGCAUCUGGGUGUGCUCUUCAGACUGAAAGAGGUUGGAAUCACUAGCACAGAGGUAGGAAUAUGCUGCCUUGGAUCAAGUGUCUUUAAUUAUAUAUUUUGUGAAGAGAUUUGAGAACUGUUCUAAAAAUGUAGCUUAAAAAGAAGUGCCUGCCUAUUCAUCUCCAGGCUCUCAAGCAUGCUUCUGCACACUGUAUCUGAUUGUCUUAUUUAGUUUGUAUUUAGUUUACAUGUUUUCAUAAGUUAGGGAAAGAGUCCCAUAACUGAUGUGACACUGCAGCAACAAGACACAUCAACAGUCGCUUGACAUCUGCUAGGAAUGGUGUUAUUCUUAAGAAUAUGAACAAACCCUUUAUUUUAGUGGCCUUAGUUUUGUUACUGGAGGAUGUGGGGGCUCUGGUUGGUUUGCCUGUAAUUGCAGGGACCAGAGCGUGCUGAAAAGUCACUUUAUUAUUGAUAAAGCAUCUCUAUAAUGGUUCAUAUUACAGAAAUCUGUUGAUUUGCCUACACAUUUGCAACUAGGAAAUGUAUUUCUUUUCCCAGAUCUUGUUGAAUUGAAUUGUCAGGAUUUAAAAAACAAAGGUGGAAAAGCUCUUGUUUGAAUUAGAUGCUGCUGCUAGCUUGUCAUUCAGAUAUUGUCACUGAUGUUUUUACCUUUAAAAAGAAUUCUUAUGCAGGUUGGCUUCUUUCUUCAUUCCAAAUGACCAAAACCAUGCACACCUCUACCACCCUUCCAGCAGCCUUUGUUUCAGGUUAUGUUAGACCCUGAAGAAUGUAAUUUCUGGGUGUUAUCCUUUAUCCUAUAAAUAACCUAAAGUGAUGGGUGCUUUGGUUUGACUGCCUUACUGAUCUUGGGAGUGAUACUGAAGAUGCUAAGCCAGUUUUAACUGGGUGUCACUGAGAUUCAGACUGCCUAUUCUAGUGCCUGAAAAGACAUCCUUACUCCUGUUACGUGUUAAAUGUCUGUUAAAUUGCUUUAUAUUUAUACCACUUGUAUGACAUGCUGAUUUCUUUCCCUACAAACCUUAGAGCAGCACAUCCCAAACGUUUCUUGCACUGCAUCUUGUAUCUUUGAUCCCAUUUUUCGAGUAGGAUUCAGACAGCAGCUACUUUAAGGGAAAUUAUGGAAGUAGCAUGUGUUGUUUCAUGUGAAUCCUACAGGAUGUAUUGGACAGACUUGAUAGCAAUGAACUCUUUUAUUCUUUAACAUCUAUGAAGAACCAGGACAUCUGCCACUUUACAACCAUCAGUUUGGCAUAGAUGAGCAGCAAGCAGUUCUGCAGACCAUGAGUUGAAUAAUUCUUCCUUGGAAAUAAGAGAAAAGCCUCAAAAUGACUCUCCCAGUACAGAUCAACACCAUACCUAAUGCUGGGAAUCUAGAUUUUCUGGAUACAGCUCAAGACAUGCAUUACCCAUAACAGAAGAUAAGACAUGAUAAACAAAAAUGUGCCAUCUGGAGGAAUAUCAUCCGUGUUUGUUGGUUUGCAGUAUUAGUCAUCUCUGGACUUCAUUUUCAUCUCUGGACUUCAUUGUAAUGCUUUUUCCUCUAUCACAGGGAAGAUGUGCUACCCACAAGAGUCCAGAAGACCACCCCAGAGUGAGAAUUGGAACAUGCAGUUGAUCACUUGCCAAUCUACCUCUGUCAUGUGUUGUACUAUACCUGCGCCCUUAAUUCUAUCUGCCUGAAUGUGCUGACGUUAGAGCAGCCUGACUUAGACCAUGCAACAGUAUUAUAUUGAUCUGUGGCUGACUGUUCACCCUCCAUAACCAGCUUGUUCAGUGUCUGUCACUCUUAGGUUGCACUUAGUCUGUGGUUCAUCUAUGUGGAGAAGUCUGGCAGCUUUAGAAAGAGAGACGAGUAGGAGGACUUUGAUUCAGAUGUGUGAAGUGAAACCUUCUGGGCAGUUGAGUUACAUUUAAAGUUAAGAUGCAAACAGUAUCACUUGUUUUACAUGAUUCUGGGAGAGAUGCGAUGGAAAAUACUGGUUUAUAAUUAGUUAUAAUUCUCUUUUAAUCUAAUAUUGUGCUGUGUUCAUUCCUGGGCCUGUCUUGUUUUGCUGAAGCAAAAUUGUAUGGUUUAAAAUGCAGUUGAUUCUUUUGACUGUUGUACAUUUGCUUCCACCACCUGGUUUUGAACAACUGAAUGAGUUCUUCAGCCAACUCUUCCCUGUGAAACUCUCAGCAACAGAAAAUCCUCCCAAUGUCAUAGAAUCAUAGAAUGGUUUGUGUUGGAAGGGACCUUAAAGCUCAUCCAGUUCCAACCCCCUGCCACGGGCAGGGACACCUUCCACUAGAGCAGGUUGCUCCAAGCCCCUGUGUCCAACCUGGCCUUGAACACUGCCAGGGAUGGGGCAGCCACAGCUUCUCUGGGAAAAGUCUGUGCCAGCGCCUCAGCACCCUCACAGGGAAGAGCUUCUGCCUCAGAGCUCAUCUCAGUCUCCCCUCUGACAGGUUAAAGCCAUUCCCCUUGGCCUGUCCCUCCAGGCCCUUGUCCAAAGCCCCUCCAGGUUUCCUGGAGCCCCUUUAGGUAUUGGAAGACUGUUACAAGGUCUCCCCAGAGGCUUCUCAUAUCACUAGUGCUUCUCAGAGUCACAACCAUCUUGUUACAUCUGCCUUCAAGAAUUCCAGUAAUACUGGGGUUUUAAAACCUAUUUCUCUCUGUGGAUGUGGUUUUAGCAUUUGAUAGCAGGCGCUGAAGCAAUUCAAUCCAACACUUCUGGAAGAUGAGCUGUAAUGAAGCAGCGCUGCUGUGUUCUUCAGCACACCUCAGAAUCCAGAACGUACCUUCAUUUUGCACAUGGAAUGUGUGCCCCAUAAUUUAAAUUAACACAGGUAAAAGGUUUACUUUAAAGAACCCCCAUCUGCACUUCGUAAGUAGGUGGUGGGAGGCUUUAACUGCCAACUACUGUUGAACUGUGUGCUUUAGUAUGAAGAGGGAUAAGUGAUGGAGUCUUUAUUACCCAAGAGAAGCGAAAAGCCAGGAGAUUAAGAAAUCUUACAUGGAAAGAGAAUAACAGAUUAAGCACAGAAUCCCAUGUAUUACGUCAACCAUCCUCCUGGUUACUGCACUUUAGACGCUUGUGUAACAAGCUUGAAUGUUUUGUUAUUUACACAUUUAUUUUCCAAGCAGACUCUGCACUCUUUACCCUAGAAGUGAUGCGCUCUCUAUUACAUUCAGUUCAUUGUAGGUUACUUAGCUGCUGUUUUAUGAGGAUGGAAGGUGACCUGGAUUGUUUCAUACAUGAAUGAAUCCAUUUGUUAUCCAUCUGGAAUGUUUUCUGCCAGCUUUGAGUGUCCGUAACAUAACUACAGAGAAUAUACUGUCUUAACUGUUGAGACUGGGUUUGGGUUUCUUUGUUCAGCUUCUCGCUUACGGCUGCCAAGUGCCUGAUCUCUCUGUUACAGGUCUCUUUUUGACCACCGAGGCUGUAUUUUCUACUGGGGUCCAUAAGACAAGGUCCUUGGUAGGUGGGGGGGUCAGUUUGGGUUUUGUUAAAGUUCUACUGUUGAAGGCACAGCACUCCUUUUAGCCACUUUCCAGAAGUGUCUGUGGCUGCUUCUGCUUGGUUCAGACUUGAGCCUCACUACCCCACAUCCCUGAUGCUGUUGCAUCCUUUCAGAUUUGAAAGCUGGUUGAAGGAUUUAGCCCUACAGCUGUUUAUUCAGUGUGUGUAGUUCAAUGAUGGGCAGUGCAAGGGGGCAGCAGUCGAGCAAGCACUUUAUGCACAGCCCCAUUACUGGAACUCCAAACAGGACUGGGGAUUCAUAUGUACAAUUCCGGGGGCAGGGUUGAUGCCUGAACCUCUCCCUUUGCUUCAGAACUCUCCCAUUUUAUUACUUGUUGGAAGUGUUUAGAUUUGAUGAGGCAUAGAAUUGCAGAUUUAAAAUGAACCAAGUGCAGAAUCCAGCUAAUGCAAGACCCUAAACCAGUGCCUGCAAGUGUUUUUUGCACAUAUUUCACACCAAUUGUAUCUGCCUGAUGGUUAGAGCAGAUUGUUGAGAUAUUAAAAAUGCAAAGAUAAAGGGUCUUUUGAUUAUCUGUCCGCAGGAAUAGCUGUAAGCACAAUCUCAUACAUCCUUCUUUCCCCAACGCUCUGAUAUAUAUGCUCCUCCAAAACUAAUGUUGAAUAGAAAUGGGCUUUCACACUUAAAAUCGUAGAAUCAUAGACUGGUUUGGGUUGGAAAGGACCUUAAGAUCAUCCAGUUCCAACCCCCUGCCGUGGGCAGGGACACCUCACACUAGACCAUGUCACCCAAGGCUCUGUCCAACCUGGCCUUGAACACUGCCAGGGAUGGAGCAUUUACCCCUUCUUGAGGCUCAUAGAACAUCGUGUACCAAAAUGUUGUCUAAAUUAAAGCCUUGGUCGGUCACUGUGAAAUAAUUUUGGUGGCAUAUCCUGUUGCUCCCUGGAUUUUGGAAGAGUUUCAAGCAGCAUAAGCAGCAAGUUCCUCCUUAGACUGCGCAGGAACUGAGUUUUCUCUUGGUCUUCUAAAUUGACAUUGACUGUUUGAUGUUGACUAUUGAACUCAGCUUAAUGCAUUGAUGAUCUUUACUGUCUUAGCAAAUAACAUCUGUCCACCUGUAAUGGACAAGAAAUAUCCCACAUAAUUGUGACCAAACUUCCUAACAUUAACAAUAUAAGUUCUAACGUGGUUUUUUCCCUCUCUAAUUCAGUAUAUUAUUGCAGAUAGAUGAUGACACUGUGACAGAUGAAUAGCAGUUGACUGGUGAAACAGCUCCAUUAAGCAAUGUUUAUUGACCAUUUUCAUACACUGAACUGACUCUUCGUACCAAACCAGCUGGUGACUAACAUUAGCCUUAUAUGUAUCAGCAUAUCUUGUUUUGCAAAGCACAGUAGCUUUGAAAUAGUUCCUGUCUUUGUUAUUCCUGCUGUGUCUUUAUAGUUCAAAUUAUUAAAGAGUUUUGGUUUAAA
Molecule: messenger RNA, 7363 nt
Organism: Strigops habroptila (Kakapo)
Lineage: Eukaryota; Metazoa; Chordata; Aves; Psittaciformes; Psittacidae
Gene: ACER3
Product: alkaline ceramidase 3
Exons: 11
Coding region: 96-902 (268 amino acids)
Biological process (GO): ceramide metabolic process; phytosphingosine biosynthetic process
Cellular component (GO): endoplasmic reticulum membrane
Source: RefSeq, a predicted model, not a curated record